AUGCGUUCCUUUCUUUUGACCGCAGCAGCGCUGCCGGUUGUUCUCGCUUGCUCCAACCCUGACACCGACUCAUGUGCUGGCGCCUUUGUCAGCUCGAGUGCUGCUGCCGCCAGCUUUUGCGCAACAUGGACCACGGCCGCCAUUACCGAGACCACGGCGGUCCCUGAUGCCUUUGGCUCUGCAUGUGCCUACAAGACCAAGAAGCUGUCUACGGCUUGUUCUUGCUACGUGACGGGAGGAGCAGCUGUCGCAACCUCGACUUCGUCUGCUGCUGCCGUCGAGACCACAAGUGUCGCCUCUGUCGUCAAGACUUCGGCAGCAUCUGUUGCCACCACCACCACUCAGGCUGCCUCGACCUUGGCUACCUCAACCAAGGCUGCUGCCACCACCACUGCCGCUGCUGCUGCUACCAGCUCGGCCGCCGCCGCCGUGGAUAACGCAAACGCCUGCACGGUUACCGCCUACGCUGAUAUUUCGUCAGCUGUUGCUUCAUGCACCAACAUCAUCUUGUCAGGCAUCUCGGCCCCUGCCUCCAGCACCAUUGACCUUCAGUCUCUGCAGACUGGCGCCACCGUCACCUUUGCUGGCACCACCUCCUUUGGCACCACCGCGGACUCCGACUUUGACCCAAUUGUUGUUUCUGGCCAUGACAUUACAAUUACCGGUGCCGAUGGCCACGUCAUUGAUGGCAACGGCCAGGCCUACUGGGAUGGCGAGGGUUCCAACGGUGGAAGUGACAAGCCUGACCACUUUUUCGUGGUCAAGAAGGUUUACAAUGGAAAGAUUACCAAUCUGAACAUUCAGAACUGGCCUACUCACUGCUUCUACAUCAACGGUGUCCAGGGACUCGAGGUGACGGGUCUCACCCUUGACAACUCUGCCGGUGAUGAGCCCAACGACGCCAGCGGCGACGACCCAGCCGCUCACAACUCUGACGGUUUCGACAUUUCGAGCUCGGACACGGUCACUCUCGACAACAUCAAGGUGUACAACCAAGACGACUGCGUCGCCGUGACGUCGGGAUCCAACAUCAUCGUCAGCAACAUGUACUGCUCGGGCGGCCACGGUCUGUCCAUUGGCUCCAUUGGCGGCAAGAGCAACAACACGGUCGACGGCGUCACCUUUUCCGACUCGACGCUCGUCAACUCGUCCAACGGCUGCCGCAUCAAGAGCAACUCGGGCGAGACGGGCACCGUUGCCAACGUCGUCUACCAGAACAUUACCAUGAGCGGCAUCACCGACUACGGCAUCGACGUGCAGCAGGACUACCUCAACGGCGGCCCGACUGGUGAGCCCACCAACGGCGUCACCAUCUCCGGUAUUUCAUUCAUUGACGUCACCGGAACUACGACGGGAGAUGAUGCUUAUGAUUAUUACAUUCUCUGCGGUGAUGGAUCGUGCAGCGACUUUAGCUUUUCUGGCGUCAGCAUUACUGGUGGCUCCGAGUCUUGCAACUAUCCUGAUAGCGGAUGCCCAUAG
Pestalotiopsis fici W106-1 is the source of this 1479-nucleotide messenger RNA. RefSeq names its product endopolygalacturonase D. The transcript has 2 exons. Gene Ontology annotation, molecular function: polygalacturonase activity. Gene Ontology annotation, cellular component: extracellular region. Lineage: Eukaryota; Fungi; Ascomycota; Sordariomycetes; Amphisphaeriales; Sporocadaceae. Gene Ontology annotation, biological process: pectin catabolic process. Bases 1 to 1479 code for a protein of 492 amino acids. The record is from RefSeq and is a predicted model, not a curated record.